Molecule: messenger RNA, 5960 nt
Organism: Dreissena polymorpha
Lineage: Eukaryota; Metazoa; Mollusca; Bivalvia; Myida; Dreissenidae
Product: death-associated inhibitor of apoptosis 1-like
Exons: 5
Coding region: 3212-4483 (423 amino acids)
Biological process (GO): positive regulation of protein ubiquitination; negative regulation of apoptotic process; regulation of cell cycle
Cellular component (GO): cytoplasm; nucleus
Molecular function (GO): cysteine-type endopeptidase inhibitor activity involved in apoptotic process; ubiquitin protein ligase activity
Source: RefSeq, a predicted model, not a curated record
UUCAACUAGAUGUACUAUGUCAUUCGUAAUGCUUGAUUACCCUCCUGCAUGCUUAAAUCUACAUACACGUCUACCUGCAAUAAUGCAAAUGUCUACCCAAAUAAACAGGCAUGUAUACAAUGUAAACAACUUGAGAUUCUUUAAAUUGUCCACAUCAGACGUUAAGGUAUGGCUGGGAUUCCAGCUGGUAUACCUUCACAUAUUUACCGUUUAAAUACUAUUUAAAGUCGACGUGUAAGCAAACCCCAAAAAUCAACACUUGCUGUUGAAAUAGGUAUUUGUAUGGUGGCUGAAUUCCGCCAUAUAGCUCUGGCAUGUUAGUGGGUUUAAACGUAGUCAACACGACAGUUGGAUAGAACGGUACAGGGGCGACAAAUUUUACCAUUGUCAUAUUUGCCCCGUUUACGUCGUUCUUGUGAGCAUAUUAAUUCGUGUAUGCAGGUCUAAAAGUAACCAUUGCGACUAUACACCAGAACAACAAAUAUACCCGCUAGAACUUCAACGAGGGCGAUAAAUGACAUAUUGUAGUAUUGGUGCCCUAUUUGCCGAUCGGGCGGGUAUAUGUGUCUUUUUAGGUGUUUAUUUUGUUUUGUUUGCGGGUGUAAAAGUCGCCAAAACGACGAAUAUACCCAACGGAACGACAAAAAGGGCGACAUAUCUCAUAAUUUGUUGUAUUGUAGCCCUUUUUGUCGAUCUGGUGGUUAUAUUGUACCUAGGAAGCUAAGUUUUACACAAUGAGAGAGACGGUGAACACAUAUUUAAACCAUACGCCAUUCUUAAAAUCUACAUAGAAGCCAUACAUGUUAUCAUCAAUUGGAGCGUCUGUACUUAUACGACCAAACGUUUCAGUAUGAAAUAGUUUGGUACAUAAAGUCAUCUUUAAAUAAAGAUUGUGUAUGUCAUUACAUAAUUAAAUUCAAACUAAGCAUUUGCUCGUUAUGCACUAUAAGGAAAAUUAUGUAAAUGUGUGUGAAACGUUUACAUGUAUACAUGUUGCUCUUCUUUUGGGCACGUUUUCUUUUGCACGUAAAACUGUUAAAGGCUAAUUUUUAUAUUGGUUCAUAUUUACCUACCUAAUUUGAUCGUACAUCGUACAAUUCAAAAUUAAUUGAGCAAAAUUAUUUGUAAAAGACCAGAAAAUACCAAAUUGACAAUACUGUGUGAUAUUUUCUGAAUGAUGUUCAUCCACACACACAUACUGAACGAAACUCCAAGAAAUCAUUAUUUUAUUGGGUCUAUACUUCAUAACUUAUAAAUGAACAGUUUGCUACAAUAUUCGAUUGUUUAAUUACAUCAAUUCAAGUAUAAGCCAUAAACGAUAUUAUUCUACUUCUAGUUUUAAAUCAACAUUCCGAAAAUAAAAUAAAAUUGCGUUCGUCGACCGCGAACAUGCACCCAUACUAUUCGAUAUGCAAUGUUCUACAUCAAUACUUAUCGAUUCACACGGCAAAACAGAUUGUCAUCUCGUUUCCCAGGCAUGCCUCCGAAGGAGGACAUAUAGUGAUCGGACUGUCCGUCCGUCCGUCUGUUCGUCACACUUUGCGUAUAGGUUUCGAAAAAUGCUCAUAACUUCUAUGUCGCUUCAGAUAGCAAUUUUCAUAUUGGGCAUGCAUGUGUAUAUGGACAAGGCCUCCAUACGCACACAAAUUUUGACCCCUGUGACCUUGACCUUGAACUUAGGGUCCGCGUUUAGGUUUCGAAAUCUGCGUUUAGGUUUCGAAAAAAGCUCAUAACUUCUAUCAAGCGUUUAUAUGGGGCAUAAGUCAUCCUAUGAUGACAGCUCUUGUUCUGUGUUUAGUACAGUAAAUGUUCUAUGCAAUUUUCUACAAUAAAUCGAUUCACAAGGUACAUGGGAUUGUCAACUCGUUUCCCAGGCCAGAUCGAUACACACACUUAAAUUAAAUUUCGGAAAACCAAUAUGAAGUGUUUAUUUCAUUUUUUUUCUGCAUUUAUUGCUAAAGUUAAAUAUGCUAAAGCUAUGGAAGCAUACAAGGAAUAAUAAACAUAGACAAAACGUUAUGUAUUUAGCAACCGUGACCAGACAUUUUACUUGUAUUUUUUGUAAAUUCGUUACAUCUAUAAAGUGCUAAUAUGGUAUAUAAACAGUGAAUGCUUAAACUAUAAAAGUUCACUAGGACUGGCGCACCAAGCUUCGAAAUUGAAAGCUUUCCUACUAUUGUUUUCGGAAACACUUGAUUUGAAUCAUUUUACUUUUCGAUAUCUCAGAUCUUAAGAGGUAGACAGUUGUUUCAUGCGCAUGUUUUGAGAAUUUUUGAAGCCCGAAAAUAACAUGUAAAGCUCAUGGAAAUAUUUUCAUGUCAAUACAUUUUUACAGAUUUUCGAAUUAUAUUAAUUAAUACAUAUUAAUUCUAAAUAUAAUAUUCUUCCGAUACUAUAAAUAAGUAUAAGUAUGAUGUUAGAUAAACAAUAAUGUUACAAGGUCAUAUGCCGCUUUUCCGAGCUUAUGGCACUAUCGCCUUUGCGAAUCUAGUCGUGUUGUUUUAAUAUGAAGCACGUACUUAGGCGGUGUCUUCGUCUCGGUAAGCUCCUCACAGUUGUUCUCAUCAUAUUUAAACUUAAAUCAGUGCGAAAAGUAGCCUACUAUAUGCGGUUUCGAUUAACGCAUAUACAUAUAUAACCAUACACAAUUGCUAGGAUACUUUGCUUACCCUUGAUAUUAUAUUUCCCUGUGACCUACUAGUUAUGAUAUCGUUCAGUUUUAAGUUAUUAUUUUGAACAGAAUACACCAUUUACAAAUAUAGUGUACGGACAAUAUUAUAGGGAAUAUACAUUUGACGUUUUGGCUUGUUAUCCCCCGCCAAAGGCGGAGGGAUAUUGUUUUGGCGUUGUCCGUCCAUCCGUCCGUCCGGCACUUUUGUGUCCUGAGCCAUAUCUUGGAAGUGCUUUGGCCGAUUUCAUUGAAACUUGGUAUGAGUAUAUAUAUGGAUAAGACGACGAUGCACGCCAAAUGGCAUUGUACACCAUCCGUUAAUAACGGAGUUACGGCCCUUUGUAUCUUGAAAAAAUGCUUACAUCUGUGACAAAGCUCUAGUUUGGCGGGGGAUAUCAAUUCAACGAAUUUGCUUGUUUUCAAUUGUAUUUAGGUUGUUUACUACACCGACACACAGAGAGAUCUAAGAUGUAUAUACACAGGACUAUAUAAACGCAAAGAUUUCAACAGUGCCUUUUCUACAUCGGCUUCGGCGAGAAUAUGAUGGGUGAUGAUAGCUCUGAAGACGAAGAGCCAGAAGACUAUGCCCCCGAUCCGAGAGAAUAUUAUUCUCACUUCUACCGUGAGAGUGAGAGACUCACAACGUUCCAUGACUGGCCACAAUGGGCAAAUGUAACUAAGGAAGAUUUAGCUAAAAAUGGGUUCAUGUAUUUACACGUAUCAGACCGCGUACAGUGUGUAUUUUGUAGAGCGAGUUUAGGUAGCUUUGGUCCAGGUGAUAUUGUAGCCGAUGAACACAGGAAAUAUUGUCCCGAAUGUCCUUUUGCGUUUGGUUAUGAAUGCGGAAAUAUACCAAUACCAUCUGCAAAUCGAGUUCAGCAACCAACACAAACUGUGCAGUCAUUGAAUGCAAGAAACAGGGCAAGGCCUGUGGCAUCGGGUAACUUUGCACAUUUUUCAAAUAGGGCUGGUCUAGUUCAGCCAAUUUUAACUCCAAGCAGAUCGGCAAAUGCGACUGCUGUGCAACAAUCACAUAGUGUAAUAUCUUUGUCCACCGCUGAUUCAAACCAAGGAGCUGCAGCGGUGAUCACAGAGCCAAAAUAUCGGGACUGGGCGGACGAACAUACGAGAUUGCGGUCUUACAGGGGAUGGCCUGCACAAAUGAGACAAACUCCGAGAGAUCUGGCAGCCGCAGGACUGUUGUACAUGGGUCAGGGUGAUCGUUGCAAAUGCUACUGGUGUGGAGGAGAACUCCAUGGAUGGGAACCAGAUGACGACCCGUGGGUUGAGCAUGCAAAAUGGUUUCCACAGUGCGGCUUUGUGCGACAACAGAAGGGCGUUGAAUAUGUAAAUCACAUCAAAUAUGGAGAGAGAACAAACAUAGAGUCUACUAGCAACCAGGAGUUCUUGAGACGUCCAUAUGUUCUGGCUGCAAUGAAUGACUAUGGCUAUACACAGGAGCAGGUCUUGGAGGCAUUACACACAUAUGGUGUCCUGAUCCUAGUAACCGUGCAGGAUAUUAGAAAAUACGUUGAGGAGUUAAACAGCGAAAGGCAGGCAGCCCAAACGCUAGCAAGAAUCUCUGAACGUUUUGUAAGUUCUAACCGGUCAGACAGUUCAGUUGCAAUGACAGACCGUGGUCAGCAGGUCGCCCAGCCCAGUGAUGACAUGGAGGUGUCCAGUGGUCAGCUGUGCAGUGAAGAUGUAAGGAUUGAAGGCAUGGAAGAAUCGCAAUAUCCUGACAGCCUUACUCAGCAGCAAAUGCAGAACCUCAGUCUAAAUAGCCAUUCUAGUUCUUCUAUCAGUUUGUAAACUAGUAUGUAUUUGUUAUGAAUUCAAUACAACAAUACAUAAAUAAACAUUUUGGACAGGUUGCAUCUUGACCCAUAAAUGCCUAGUGGACUCUCCCAUCCUUAAAAAUUGGAUCAAUUUAUUUCCAAAAUUAAGGAUGUCUAGUAUAUUUAUUUCUAUAUUUAGAAUAUUUCUUACAGAAAUUCCUUUAAGCAAACAGUGCAGACCCUAAUGAGACGCCGCAUAAUGCGGCGUCUCAUUUGGGUCUACGCUGUUUGCCAAGGCCUUUUUUCAAGACGCAAGGCAUAAAUGGGAUAAUGUAAGGGGUUCUUAACAAAUACAUGCCAUUUAAGUAGUUUCCAUCCAAAAUGAUGUUUCCCAUAUUUGAAUUUGCUCUUUUGUCCGUUAUGUUUAAGAUAUAGAUAAUUUUCUUGGACACGAUUUACUAACAAAGUGAGUGAUGUGAAAGAUCUGCUGGGGCAAGAACAUGUGUAUGACAUUCUUUAAUUGUCUUUACCUAAUAGCGUGUGAAGAUUGCGCUUUAAGGCUAAAUACUCACAAUAUCUGCCGAGGAGUUAUUGAAGACCCCGUAAUAGUGCGCUGGUCCGAAUCACACAUAUUUACUAAUUGUCUCUAUCUAUAGGGUCUAGCUAGAUAACUGCUUUUCUAGUGGUUUUGACGGAAAUGAACACUAUGAACAUACUCCUCAUAAGUAAAGAAGAUUUACAUGGCAUCAUGGGAAGAGAGAUAGAGAGAGCGAGCGAGAGAUAAAAUGUAAACAUCGCGGUUUAUCGAAACACAUCUGUAAACCUGGACCAAAACUAAAGCAAGACCUGAAAACAGGUUUAAGAUGCUUAAGGUACACGAUAAUGGAGGAAAAGUGAAUUAUUUAAUUAUACACCAGUAAAAAUUAUAAAGAUGGUGAUUUUGACACGCAUUCUGCAAAAUACGGGGUGUGCAUGUGCAUACAUUUGCCGAAAUGAGAAAUAUUUAAAUAACAUUAAAUUUGUAAUUUUAUAUUAAAUAUUCUUUUGAAAUCUGAUUGCAAUAAAUUAACUACGUUAAUUAUGCGAUAUGUAGUGAAACGCGCAUCUGUGUAUCAAAUACAUAGGAUAUCGAGAUGAUUCAAGCAUUAACGAGGAAUGGUACACUUUCAAUAAUAUCCUUUAAACUUGAACACGUGAGCUCUAUCAUCGUCUCUCGCUGUAUGCAUCAGUGAUCACACAUAAAUAUGUUAUAAUUGUUUGUAUGUGUUGUAAUCCGCUCUCUACGAUGUUUGUCGACUGACCGUUCGAAAGCAUGAACAUUGGGUAAACAACACAUAAGAUUGGCCUAAACAUAAUCGCUUUAAGUUUAAAUUCAUUAAUAUUAGUUGUGAAUCAUAUUUCCUGUAACAUGUAUUAUCUUUUUUUGUUUAAAUGAUAAUUAGAUCACAUAUGGCAAAUGUCAGUACAUACUGUACAACAGUGGAUGCUUUUGAAGAACAGCUAAACUCGUA